Aspergillus vadensis CBS 113365 is the source of this 3568-nucleotide messenger RNA. RefSeq lists its product as uncharacterized. Bases 199 to 3483 code for a protein of 1094 amino acids. Lineage: Eukaryota; Fungi; Ascomycota; Eurotiomycetes; Eurotiales; Aspergillaceae. Gene Ontology annotation, cellular component: cytoplasm. The transcript has 2 exons. The record is from RefSeq and is a predicted model, not a curated record. Gene Ontology annotation, biological process: autophagy; response to starvation. Gene Ontology annotation, molecular function: protein binding.
GACUCUUACUGAUAAGCCUUGCUCGACGAUAGACCAUAACUCCACGGGAUUCCUCCGGCAGUGAAUCCAUACUACCCUUGCGAGUGUCGUUGCCGGUCGACCACACCGUCAGAACCUCCGUUCUCAGCCCGGAUCAAGGGUUCUGAGAGCGGCUGUCCCAACUGAGCUCAUAUUGCCUCUGAGAGGCAAUCCCUUUGAAUGCCACCGGCAGCUUCGGACGAUUUGUUUCGCCAGCAGAGCCGGUCCUUAGGUGACACCAGCCCCUUUCCUGAAGAUCCCAGCCGAGCCACCUUGGAGCAUGAUCUCGGUGGAAAGACCAAGAAAAAGGGGAAAACCGGAACCAAGGGGAAGAAUAAAGCAGCCAAAGCAGUUCCGAAGUCUACACCUGACGACCUUCUAGAAGUAGAAGCACCAUCACCGUCACCGCCUCUGCAGGCUGAGCCAUCGUCCUGCCCCAAUCCAACAUUGGAGCCGCCACCUAGCAACAAUAUUGUGUCACCGGUGCUUGAUGCCCUUGGCACUUUGGGGGAUUCUCCGGAGAAUGACAUUGCUUACCGCACCGGUACAUGGGCCAAGUCCAUCCCGUAUGGCAAAAGCCCCCCGAAUGAUGCCGUUGAUGGCGAGUUCAACAGCGGAUCACCUUUCGGUUUCCUCACUAGUCAAGACAAGGGCGGAUUCAGCCACCCCUCUUCGACGUCUCCCCCUCCGGGAGCGAGGCCCUUGAGCUAUGGGCGGGGUUACGCUACCAGCAGUGUGUCUAGACAGCACUCCGUGGACCGACAAAAGAGCAACUCCGUCAGUAGUCCAUUCAAUAACCAGGUACCCCUGCCGCAUCUGCCGCAGGCCCAUUUCUAUGGAGCGCCGGAUAUCGAUUUGCCUCUGUUCUCUGGCCAGAGUAGGGCCGCAGCGGACGGCAGUUAUUCAUUCUGUGCGUUCGAUACGAUCAUCAGCCCAUCAUCCAAAGCCUCCAGAAUGGGGAGUAGCGUUCUCCUGGUCGGCACGGAUGGCGGCUUGGAUGUUCUUGCCAUCGAAGAUCGAAAAACACGUCCUGUAGGGAAGUUGGCAGGUCUCAAUGGCCGCGUAAUCGAAGCAAAGUUGCUGAGCAACUCUUCAACUAAUGACCAACCUCAUGUCGCUGUCAUCAUUCACGGCCCCACUGCUCAACCAGAUGAUGAGGGUCAUGCAUCUUCAAAUAGCUCGGAAGCAAACGACAUUCCCACUGGGAGACAGUCGGCCGCUGGAGGGCGUCCGAAAGAAGAGACCAGAUACUAUCAGACACGGGUCGAGGUGUACUCGUUGAGGACGGGAGAACACAUCACCACGCUUCUGUCCACGCCGCCCACUCCAUGCUUUGGCAAUAUACCUGGUCUUCCUGCCUUGGCUCCUUCACCGGCCGGAAAUCUGAAGCUCUUGGUGAGCGGAAGCUACGUUGUCGUAGCGUCAGGUUCCAGUGGGGAAGUUUAUAUGUACAGCAUGAGCAAAUAUCAGUUCUUAGGAAAAGCAUGGACCAGUAUCAAGUCGAAAGAAUCUCGGCGAUACUCCACGUCUUCUAGCUCCACUGACCCAGAUGGAUCUCAGUCUGAUUCUCCUCAUGGAUCUCUCAACUCUGACAGCCCAAUCGUGGCAUUGAAGGGGAGGUGGCUAGCUAUUGUCCCACCAUCCGCAACUUACAGGGCUACUCUCCGUGCGGUCGUGCCGACGUCCUUGUUGCAAGGAAAGGCCUUCGGGCUUGAAACUCGAAGUCCUCCGUCGCGUCCAGCUAUAACCUGUGCUACUGAUGUCGGAGAAGGCGAAAGCUUAUUCGGCAAAGUAGCCCGGGGUGUUACGCAGGAGCUCAUGCGAGGUGCACGCUGGAUGGGUGAUCAGGGACUACAAGCAUGGAAUAAUUAUUGGAAUAAGGAGCAGGCUCAAAGCAUGCCAGCCCGCCGGUCUCCUAAUUUGACAGAGUUCUCACCUCAGGGGUACAAUCUCUUUCCUCCCACUCAUGCCCAGGACACCCAGUCUGUGUCCACUACCGAACCUGAUUUGGUAUCAAUCUUCGAUCUGCGAAAGCUAGACGAGGGCGAAGCCAAGAGCUCUUUGUUCAACCCAGUGGCCACUUUCCAAGUACCGAAUGGCUGCAGCUUCCUUUCAUUUUCUCCCAACGGCCUCAUGCUAUUUACUGCGAGUAAGAAGGGAGACGUCCAGUAUGUUUGGGAUGUUAUGCAAGCCAAAUACUGUCGAGCCGGGGCUUUCCUGUCAGACGACCCAGCAUCUGUGCAGCCGAGCGUGCGGCAGGUUGCCCGGUACCCGCGAUUGACCACAUCCCAUAUAGUUGACGUGGUUUGGUGUCCGCCUUCUGGGGACAAGCUCGCAGUGAUUACGGGUAAACCGACGGUGCAUGUCUUUGAUCUGCCUCGGAGCGCCUUCCAAUGGCCUCCUUUUCGACGGUCGCUACCAAAGCCUGCGAAACCGCCUACUGCGGAUGCUCCAACAGAAGAGCUUCCCGACCGGGGACCGGCUGCAAAUCCAUUGUCGGCGGCCUUCAAGAUGGUCGGCGGUAAGACACAGCCUAUUCUUGCUGCAGUCAGGGGACGUACUCCCUCCACCGGAGCUGCUUUCCCUUCCGUGGGUGGUUUUGCAAUGCCUUCUGCAGCUGGAGUGAGAGGUGGCAAGGCGGUUGCUGCUGGCCUUAGUAAAUCAAUGGGAGCCGCCGCCACCGGCACUGUCAAAACGGUCAACACCAUCCGACAUGGUGGUGAACACCGCCUGCACCUUUCCAAUCUGUCUCGGGACCCCGUUGCGGCUCGUGUGACGUGGAUCAUCCAUAAAGGACUGCCAUUCUUGGGCCUGAUAGAUGGGGGUUACUUCCGUCUUUACAGAAUUAAACGCUCCACCUCGCCCAGUAAGAGUAGGCAGGUGCAGUCGGUGAUCGGAAACAAAGAACUUGAAUUCCGCUUGCCUCCCCAUAUGCAGACACCUUGCGGUCCCAUGACCGUGGGUCCCGCCGCCACCACAGAAACAACGGUCUCUGCAACGUUGGCUCUGCCAUCCGCGGCUCUACGACCGCCGCCAGCGUCGAAGCUCAAAUGCCAGCCUCUCUCGCAGGCGGAGAUCGAGACAAACACACCAUAUCAACCCUUCCACACUGACCAGAGGGUAAAUCUCUUUGUGUACAGUGAGGCAGACGACUCCGUGGGGUCAGUCCCGACGGGUCAAUGGACCUUCGGCGGCUCUCUAGCCACAACCAAGCUUCACGUACGACCAUUCAGCGCCUCCAGUGAAGAAGACGAUGAUAUGGUACAUGAACAACACCAUGGUUUGGGGGCUGAAAUGGAGAACCUUAUCAGCCUGGGAAAUAGUACGGGCAAUGUGGAAGAAGUGGUCAUUACCACACGCAGAAAGAAGAAGCAGGCUUCAGCCAUGGCCCCCGGCGGCGGGGUCGAUGACGGUUUCUUUGAAGAUGACUGCGAGGUCUUGGACUUCGCUCGGGAUCGAGUCUAAUUGCAAUGACCACAAUUACCAUGCCGCUGGCGGGGCUCUAUAAGAUUUAAACUAAUAUGUCAUAUUUUAGACUUACAUUGGUAUG